AUGUCAGAUGAUACGGUUCUGUUAGCAACAUCGGUGGAACAACUUCAAGGAUUAGUGGAUAAGGUGGUCUUAGAAAGUGCAAAAAAGGGUUUAUGUGUCAACACAAAAAAGACAGACUACAUGAUAGAAACCAAAGAGAAGAAUAUUCCAUCAUUUAACCUCUGGGUUCAUAACACAAAAAUUAAUCCAAAGAUCACCGUAACAGCAAGACUAAGGGUAUUGGAGUGUUACGUGUUGCCGGUCCUAAAAUAUGGAAGUGAGACAUGGACUGUGUCUAAAAAAAUGGAAAAGAGAAUUAAUGCAGCCGAGAUGAAUUAG
Messenger RNA from Penaeus vannamei (Pacific white shrimp), 318 nucleotides. RefSeq lists its product as uncharacterized. NCBI's taxonomy places the organism in Eukaryota, Metazoa, Arthropoda, Malacostraca, Decapoda, Penaeidae. The record is from RefSeq and is a predicted model, not a curated record.